Olea europaea var. sylvestris is the source of this 2721-nucleotide messenger RNA. RefSeq lists its product as uncharacterized. The transcript is spliced from 2 exons. NCBI's taxonomy places the organism in Eukaryota, Viridiplantae, Streptophyta, Magnoliopsida, Lamiales, Oleaceae. The coding region runs from base 1 to 2688 and encodes 895 amino acids. The record is from RefSeq and is a predicted model, not a curated record.
AUGACUUUGCCAAAGGGGAAGAAAACAAUGGGCUAUAAGUGGGUGUUCACGGUGAAGUACAAGGCAGAUGGCACAGUAGAACGGUACAAAGCCCGCACUCUAGGGUGGUACCUAUCAAUUUGGUAUCAGAGCAGUACAACCAUGACGUUGACAGAUCGCGUGGGUGAACUGGAACAAAGGGUGGAGAACCAUUAUCAGGAACUUCAGGCAGGAUUGGGUUCACUACAAUCAGAAUUCAGAUUAAUGCAUGCGGGGAUGACAGAAAGGUUCGAAAUACUCAUGCGGAAAUGGGAUACUCAGGAGAAGGAACGAAAGGAGAAGGGAAUAACCAGUGAGAAGUCACCAACAUUGUCUGCCGAGUCUGGGUUAACACAGUCGCGACCCAGCAGUAACCAAUGCGUUGGGGGAAGUGCUGGUAGUGAAUGGAGAGGGGAGCCACGCAUACGGCGAUUGGAGAUGCCAGUAUUUGAAGGGAACGAUCCAGACGGAUGGGUGUUCAGGGUGGAAAGAUACUUCAGUGUCAAUCGACUCUCUGAGGAAGAGAAGCUGGAAGCCGCGGCGGUGUGUUUCGACGGCGAGGCAUUAGCCUGGUUCCAGUGGGAAGAGCGGCGGAGACCGGUGAAAGCGUGGGAAGAUCUGAAGGCACACUUGCUCAGGCGAUUCCGACCCUCACAGGAGGGAUCCUUAUGUGCCCAGUUCUUGUCUCUCCAGCAAACUACGACGGUAAGGGAGUACCGCCGGCGAUUUGAAACUCUAGCCUCGCCAUUAUUGGGAAUCUCAGAGGAGGUGAUGGAGUGCAGCUUUCUUAAUGGACUCAGGGCGGAAAUCAGGGCCGAAGUUCAAUUACUGAGACCUUUGGGCCUAGAGCAGAUUAUGGAGGUGGCCCAAAUGGUUGAGGACCGGAACCUAAUUACCCACCAAGGCCCCGGUCCAACGAAGCCCAAAAGUAUUCCAUAUCAGAGCCCCAACCCGCCCCAAGGCACACUCAAGCAAAAUAAAAACAGGAUCCCAGUAAAUAUACUUCCACAGCGCCCUAAUUUUGUCCCCAAAAAUCCAGCAGCCUUCAAACGCCUUUCAGAUUCAGAGAUGCAAAUUAAGAGGGAGAAGGGUUUGUGUUUUAAGUGUGAUGAACGGUUCACGGUCGGGCACCGGCGCAGGAAUAAAGAGUUACAAGUCCUCCUGACUCACGAGUUUGAAGGGAGCGAUGAACGAAAGGAAACUGGGCAGAACGGCGAACUCGACGCCGGCGAUGUCGAGGCCGAUGGGGACUUGGCUUUCGCCGACACUGACGCCAUGGGCUCGGGACAGCCAGUGGAGUUGUCAAUAAAUUCGGUGGUGGGCCUCACAGCGCCGGGCACCAUGAAAUUGCGGGGAAGGCUUGGACAGCGGGAGGUGGUAGUACUGGUGGACAGUGGGGCAUCGCACAAUUUUAUUUCAGCUGACAUGGUUCAACAGCUGGGGUUGCCACUGUCGUGCACGGCAGGAUACGGAGUGAUCAUGGGAACCGGCAUGACAGUAAAAGGGGAAGGCAUUUGUCGAAGGGUGUCCUUGAAACUACCAGGGCUAGUGAUAGAGGAAGAUUUCUUACCCCUGGAGUUGGGCAGCUCUGAUAUUAUUCUGGGGAUGCAGUGGCUCCAGAAGUUGGGAAGGACGCAGGUGGAUUGGAAGAGUCUAACCAUGUCUUUCGACGUGGCUGGGACGAAAAUAACAUUGCAGGGGGACCCCAGCCUCAGCAGGACUCCCGUGUCAUUGAAAACGAUGUGGAAAGCCUUUAAGGAACAGGGAGAAGGACUUUUGCUGGAAUUGGGAACCAUUACCAUCGACUCAAAAUUUACUCAGCCGCAACCAGCAGCAAUUAUUACCGAAAUGUUGGAGGAAUUUCAACUAGUCUUCAAGGAUGUCACCCAGCUGCCUCCUAAGAGAUCUCAAGAUCAUGCAAUCAUCUUGAAACCCGGUGCUGCGCCGGUGAAUGUGAGGCCUUAUCGGUACCCGCAUUUCCAGAAGAAUGAAAUCGAACAGCUGGUGCGGGAAAUGUUGGCAGCAGGAAUUAUACAGCGAAGCACAAGUCCGUUUUCAAGUCUUGUGCUUUUGGUCAGGAAGAAAGAUGGAAGUUGGAGAUUUUGCGUGGAUUACCGAGCAUUAAACAAAGCUACUGUCCCCGACAAAUUUCCCAUCCCGGUUAUUGAUGAGCUGCUGGAUGAGUUGAAUGGGGCGACGGUGUUCUCAAAGAUUGACCUUAAGUCCGGAUACCAUCAAAUCCGAGUAAAAGCAGAGGACAUUCCGAAAACUGCUUUUCGGACCCAUGAAGGCCAUUACGAAUUUCUCGUCAUGCCUUUUGGUUUGAUGAAUGCACCAGCCACUUUUCAAUCCUUGAUGAAUUCCAUCUUCAGAGAGCUGCUCAGGAAAUGUGUGUUGGUCUUCUUCGAUGACAUCCUAGUCUAUAGCCGAACCGAGGUGGAGCACAGGAGUCACCUACGUAUGGUUCUACAGAUCCUAGUGGAAAAUCAGCUUUAUGCGAACAAAAAGAAGUGUUUAUUUGGGCAGAAGGAGAUAGAGUAUCUGGGGCAUAUUAUUUCAGGGAAAGGAGUAGUGGCGGAUGAGUCUAAAGUAGCGGCAAUGAAAGAAUGGCCGCGGCCAAAAAACUUGAAGGAAUUAAGAGGCUUCCUAGGGUUGACAGGGUACUACUGACGCUUUGUCGAAUCCUAUGGUAAGAUAGCAUGG